This is a messenger RNA of Aspergillus ruber CBS 135680, 2964 nucleotides long. RefSeq names its product putative INO80 chromatin remodeling complex (Ies1). The transcript has 4 exons. The record is from RefSeq and is a predicted model, not a curated record. Gene Ontology annotation, cellular component: Ino80 complex. The coding region runs from base 371 to 2698 and encodes 775 amino acids. NCBI's taxonomy places the organism in Eukaryota, Fungi, Ascomycota, Eurotiomycetes, Eurotiales, Aspergillaceae.
CGCCGGGAUCUGUAUACUCGGCGGCCGCCGAAAAAAAGAUCAGAUCCAAAUCUCGACCUCCCUUUUUCUUUCCAGCUGGAAGAAUUUUCAACCUUCUUUCUUUAUCUUCUCCUUCUCUCUCCCCUCGCACGAUCUUCAAUCCGAUUCUUUCUUUCCAUCCUCUUUUCUUUUCAGUUCUGCAUUUGUCCGUUUUGUUAUUCUUCUGCUAUACAACUGACUUCGCUACUUUGAGCUCCAUUACACCAUCUAUCCAAGAAGCACUCGCGGCCAGUCUGACGGACGCCCUCAGGGGGGCCACCAGCCAUUCGACACGCCCAACGAACCCUCUUUGUUCAACGGUGUACAAAUCCUCCGAAAAAGAACCGCUAUAAUGGCCGAAGUCGACACCAGUGCCAUCGCAGACGAGUCCUUCGCGCACUCCGAAGUCCCCGAAGACCAACCCACACCACACCCCAACAUCAACGGCAUAACCACUACCUCUAAUAAUAACACUAAUAAUGAUAAUCCCGCCGCAACCCCCUCCACAGCCAAUGUCACGGUCGGCACAAGACGCCAGGCCAACGGCACCAUCGGCUCCGUCUACUCGGGCAACAAGAUCAAGCAUCUCAAGAAGGAAGAUGGCAUUCCGCUGUGGCGCAAGGAUAUCCAGUACCAGUUCUUGAAGCUGGUGUUUGAGGAUCGGACGAAGGUGUUUACGCGGCAGUCGGAUGGGCAGAAGGGGAUGGAUUUUGCGGAUAUUUAUAUGGAUGCUAUGGCGAGGAGCAGCAAGACGAGCAAGAUUCUGAAGGAUAAGUUGCAGAAUGAUAAGCCGGCUGCUAUUAGUAUGGCUAUGGUUUGUUUGUUGGUGAAUUUUGGGAGGAUGAAUACUACGCUGAAUUUCUUCCCUGAAAUGCGUGCCCAGCUGAGAACCUACCACUCCAUCCCUUCGUUACAGGCGCAUCAAGACCCCCAUGCCUACAAGCAGCUCCAAGAUGCUCCGCGUCUUAAAUCGAUCCUCAAAGGCGCGUCGGAGGACUUCGACCAACCGAAUACUCUCGAAAAGAUCAAGCGCCAUGCCGUCCCGCGCACCAACCCCGUCAACCUCAUCUUCGUCCUAGCCCAAUACGCCCCCAAAGUCUCCGAAUUGCACUUCUUCCCACCGCGCGACUUCUUUGACCUCGUUAUGCGAUCGACGCUGAGCAGCGCCAGUCGUGCGAGGGCCUUUCUGUGGUUGAUGUGGUGGUAUCUCGAGAGCGACUUUAGCGCCGAGGCGGCAUCGAAUAACCCGUUUGGGGCUGGACAAAAUGGUGAGGGGGCUGACGGAUUGCCGAUUAAGGUGCCGAAUUUCGAGAGCCUUACAGAGGAGCAGGCGAACGAGGAGAAUAUUGAUACGGCGGAGGAGUUGGAGUUUGGGGAGGUUAAACGGUUGGAGCGGAAGCGUAUUCUGGAAGAAGACGAGCCAUUGCCUCGUGUCAACAAGCGCUCAAAGAAGGAUGUCUACGAUGACGACCAGGCUUCUGGAGUGGGUCGUUCCGGCGUUUCGACUCCAUUGCACCCAUCCGCUAGACACGACGAAGAGGACGACCUUACACCUGGGCAAUUCGCGCAAUCGCGGUCGAAACGACCCAAACGAGAGGUCUCGCCCAACCGUUCAGUUGGCCAACAGCGUCUGAUUCUCAAAACGAAGGGGGAGCAGACCCCCGAUGCUUCAUCCCCAGCUCCAUCUGGUUCCAACCCAGUGGUUAGCCGGUUCGUAAAUGAACCAGCCGGACCCCAACCAUCAUCGUCCCGCCGCCCCCGACCCUUAACACAACACCAAAUCGCUGUCGAGCAAAACCGUCGCGAGCGCAUCGGAUAUCUGCUCUCUAAGCGCAAGGACGAAGCCCACAAAAAGCUUCGCGUCCAACGUGAAAGCGAAAUCCCUCUAGCCCGCUCCGCACGUCUCAUCACCGGCCUCCCAGACGGUUACGACAGCGACGACUCCCGCGCCUGGGGCCCAGGCGGUAUUAUUUUCAACCCCUGGCGUCGGGAAGACUACGGCGAAUGUCCCAACUUUUACCUCUCCGCGAUCCGGAAAGCCACCCGACGCCUUGACAGAUGGGACUACGACAACGCUAACGGCCCCAAGCGGGACCGAAAGAAGGAGCGAGAAGAGCGCCAACGCGCGAAACAGAAAGCCAUCGAAUUCGACAACGCCCUCUCACAUAGUAAAUACCUCACAGCGCAAAAACGCGCCCGUGCAACCCGCGAAGCAAGAAAGAAGGCAGCUUCAGAAGCAGCGGACAAGAUUAUGGCGUCCCAUGGCGCGGCCGGAGCUGGUGUUACGGCCGAAGGCCAGGUUGAUUCCACGCCGACUACAACGCCCGCGGCUUCCCAUUCCAAGGGCACCAAAGCCCGCACUACAGCCGCGAAACCCACUUCUGCACCAUUAGCGGAAGAUGCCAUGGACGAAACGCUGGACGAUAUCGACCGCGAACUCCUUGGCGAGGACCAGACGGCGGAGGCUGGGAUGGAUGAGAGUUUUGUAGGUGAUGUUGAUGGGGCGUUGUCGUCUGAUGUUGAUGCGGAUGAGGAGGAUCUUGACGAGGUUGAGGGCGAUGUUGAGGGUGAUGAUCAUUCGUUGGCUUCUGAUGGCGAAGGUGACGAUGCUCGUAAUGGAGAUUUAGGAAGUGAGGCUUCAUCUGCUGUUGGUGAGCCAGCACCAGCAGGGCCGGUUUGAGUAGCCUUUAUCUGGUUCACUGUUUACUCUCAUUUUAUUUCCGAUUUCUUUCCAAUAUUCUGCUUAAUUGAUGUAUUACUCUACCAUUUGUUGUAUUGCUGGUUUUGGGUGAUUUGGGUUGCAAUUGAGUGAAUGUAUAUCUAUGUCUAGAUGGUGAGGAUGCAACGGUUGCCAUAACUUGGUACUCUAUACCUCAUAACACGGUCAUCCGAGUUUCCUAUUCGGCAUUUCUACUACGACGUCACCUUUGGCUAGAUUCUACUAUA